Messenger RNA from Recurvomyces mirabilis, 558 nucleotides. RefSeq lists its product as uncharacterized. Bases 1 to 558 code for a protein of 185 amino acids. NCBI's taxonomy places the organism in Eukaryota, Fungi, Ascomycota, Dothideomycetes, Mycosphaerellales, Teratosphaeriaceae. The transcript is spliced from 2 exons. The record is from RefSeq and is a predicted model, not a curated record.
AUGCCCGAAGGCCAUGUCACCGGCUUCGACCUCUCUGAAGUCUUCCUAGACAAAGCUAGGCAAACCGCUGUCGAACAGAAUUGUACGAAUGCGGACUUCGUGCAGGGUGAUGUCUACAAUUUGCCGUUCGAGGACGAUACCUUCAAUGUAGUACAUACGCAUCAAGCAGUCUGCCAUUUCCACGAACAAGUCAAAGCGAUCAAGGAACUCCUUCGCGUCAUCAAGCCCGGAGGAGUUCUAUGUAUGCGUGAAGCAGAUUCUGAUACAGUACGGUUCUGGCCGCCGCAGCCCUUGCUGGACGAGUGUUUUGAGAUGAUCCGAGCUGUGCAAAGGGCUAAUGGAGGGAGUCCUGAUGCUGGGAUCAAGCUGAAGCAUUGCACUGUUGAGGCUGGAGUGCCGAGGGACAAGAUCGAGUUCACGGCGGGGGAUUUUGUGUAUCAUACUCGUGAGCAGACGGAGGCUUUUGGCAUGACAUGGCCUGGGCGAGUAACACAAGGUGCGUUAGCGGACAAGGCUGUCGAGAUGGGAUUUGCUACGAGGGAGCGACUCGAAGAGUAG